Ficedula albicollis (Collared flycatcher) is the source of this 1338-nucleotide messenger RNA. It is a transcript of the gene PRKAR1A, whose product is annotated as protein kinase cAMP-dependent type I regulatory subunit alpha. Bases 87 to 1235 code for a protein of 382 amino acids. Gene Ontology annotation, cellular component: cAMP-dependent protein kinase complex. The record is from RefSeq and is a predicted model, not a curated record. Gene Ontology annotation, biological process: regulation of protein phosphorylation. The transcript has 11 exons. Gene Ontology annotation, molecular function: cAMP-dependent protein kinase regulator activity. Lineage: Eukaryota; Metazoa; Chordata; Aves; Passeriformes; Muscicapidae.
CGUUUUUUCCCUUUCAAAAGCUGAUCCUGGGAUCAACAUAUCUUACUGCAUAUUAAUAAGCUGUUGCCACACUCCCUGUACCAGCAAUGGCAGCUUCCAGCAGCAGCAGCAGCGAGGAGGAGCGGAGCCUCCGGGAAUGUGAACUUUACAUCCAAAAACACAACAUCCAGCAACUGCUGAAGGAUUGCAUUGUACAGUUAUGCACAGUGAGACCUGAAAGACCCAUGGGAUUCAUCAGAGAGUACUUUGAGAGAUUGGAGAAGGAGGAAACAAAGCAGUUGUUGAAUCAGCUGAAGUCUGGUUCUCGCUCCGACUCCCGGGAGGAUGAGAUCUCCCCUCCUCCUCCCCUCAACCCUGUGGUUAAAUAUCGAUCACGACGUGGGGCCAUCAGUGCAGAAGUCUACACAGAAGAGGAUGCUGCCUCUUAUGUUAGAAAGGUUAUUCCAAAAGAUUAUAAAACCAUGGCUGCUUUGGCAAAAGCAAUUGAGAAGAAUGUGCUGUUUACCCAUCUUGAUGAUAAUGAGAGGAGUGACAUCUUCGAUGCGAUGUUCCCCGUCACUUACAUCGCAGGAGAGACUGUCAUCCAGCAAGGUGAUGAAGGUGAUAACUUCUAUGUUGUUGAUCAAGGAGAAAUGGAUGUUUACGUGAACAGUGAGUGGGCCACCAGCGUGGGUGAGGGUGGCAGCUUCGGAGAGCUCGCCCUCAUCUACGGCACCCCCCGAGCUGCCACCGUCAAAGCCAAGACCAACGUCAAGUUGUGGGGCAUUGACAGGGACAGCUACAGAAGGAUCCUGAUGGGAAAUACUUUGAGAAAGAGAAAUAUGUAUGAGAAAUUCCUUAGUAAAGUAUCUAUAUUGGAAUCUCUGGACAAGUGGGAGCGUCUCACUGUGGCUGAUGCCUUGGAACCGGUACUAUUUGAGGAUGGCCAGAAGAUUGUGGUCCAGGGAGAGCCAGGAGAUGAGUUCUUCAUUAUCUUGGAGGGCACAGCUGCAGUGCUACAGCGCCGGUCAGAAAAUGAGGAAUUUGUUGAAGUGGGCAGACUGGGACCUUCUGAUUACUUUGGUGAGAUUGCUCUGCUGAUGAACCGUCCUCGUGCUGCCACCGUCGUGGCUCGUGGCCCCUUGAAAUGUGUGAAGCUGGACCGGCCCCGGUUCGAGCGUGUGCUGGGGCCCUGCUCUGACAUCCUCAAGAGGAACAUCCAGCAGUACAACAGUUUUGUAUCACUGUCUGUCUGAAACCUUCCUUCCUGUCCAAGCCAUGCUUCACAAAUGCAGACUGCUUUCUUCCCCUUGUGCAGAGCCACAUCACCACUGGCAUUUGCAGCUUCCUGUCCGGUUA